CGGCACCGCACAUGUUGCGACGCAAGUUGCAGCUUCACCCUGAGCUCUGCUAUUUAGAGCGAAUGAACUAUACAGAUGCGGCAAAGCAAAGCUAACAGAACAAGAAGGCAGCACUAGUUUACAAAAGAUUCCCAUGGAUUACCCGAUGCGGGGGGUGCAGCAGCACCAAGGAUUCCGGGCGGUUCAUCCAUGGCAGUGGUGGCAGUGGCAGCUCUCCGUCCUGGCUUCUUCCUCUUCGCCUCCGGCUCCGUCGACGCGGCCGCCCAACCACGUCAGCUGGGAUGAGACCGGCGCCGCGCAUAUCUACUCCGCCGACCUCCCCGGCGUGAGGAAGGAGGAGAUCAGGGUGGAGAUUGAGGACGGGAGGUACCUCGUCAUACGCACCGAGCUGGACGCUGGUGACGCGGAAGUCCACGGCCGCCGAGGCAGCUUCGCGAGGAAGUUCCGGCUGCCGGGGAUGGUGGACGCCGACGGCAUCACGGCCGAGUACGGCCACGGCGUAGGCAUUUCCUAUAUGGCGCCCGUUGCACCCGUUACAGGCGUCGGCGCAAACGGGCGCACACCCCGCCUCCUUCCAUCGAUGCGACAUGGGCCAGCCCAUUUAACUUUUUUCUUCUUCUGUUAAAUUCCAAAAAAUGUUGCGGCAACAAGAUUCGAACACAAGACCAACCGUUUAGUCAGCGAAGGCACUAACCACCACGACUUCUUCACACUUGUGACUAAUCUCUUCGUUUUUCUUCUUAUGUUGUUCUCAGUUCGUGGAAGCUCGGUCUUUGGAAGCUACCAGCUCGGUUUUUUCGUUUUUGUUUUUUUCUGGACAGCUUUUUGUGAUGCUUUUUUAUUUCAUUGUUCGUUCUCUUUUAAUUUCUUUACAUUUGUUUUUUUUCUUUUUGAAUGCAUGAGCAUUUUUUUUGAAAGAGCGAUGAUCUUUUGAAAGUUUUGUGAGUUUUUUUUGUCAAAUUUGAAGAACUUUUUGAUUUUAUGUGAAUUUUUCAAAAAUGAAUGAACUUUUUCAAAUUGAUAAACUUUUUUCCAAAAUCGAUGAACCUUUUUCCAUUUUUGAUGAACUUUUUUCAUGAUUGGUGAACUUUUUUGAAUUCGUGAACCCUUUUUGAAAAUCCGUGAAAUCUUUUUCAAAUCAUGAACUUUUUUUUAAAAUCGAUGAACCUUUUCCUACUUUAUGAACUUUUUCGAAUUCGUGAACCGUUUUUUGAAAACCCGUGAACUCUUUUUCAAAUCGAUGAACUUUUUUCCUAAAUUGAUGACCUUUUUUUUAAUCUUGAUGAACUGUUUUCAUGGUUGGUGAACUUUUUAAAAUUUUAAAAUUCCAUCAAUUUUUAAAACAUGAACAAUUA
Triticum aestivum (bread wheat) is the source of this 1355-nucleotide messenger RNA. Its product is annotated as 18.8 kDa class V heat shock protein. Bases 134 to 625 code for a protein of 163 amino acids. The record is from RefSeq and is a predicted model, not a curated record. The transcript has 2 exons. Lineage: Eukaryota; Viridiplantae; Streptophyta; Magnoliopsida; Poales; Poaceae.